Messenger RNA from Saprolegnia parasitica CBS 223.65, 471 nucleotides. RefSeq lists its product as hypothetical. The coding region runs from base 33 to 407 and encodes 124 amino acids. Lineage: Eukaryota; Oomycota; Saprolegniomycetes; Saprolegniales; Saprolegniaceae. The transcript has a single exon. The record is from RefSeq and is a predicted model, not a curated record.
AAUAGGUUGACGGCCGACGAAGCAGCCGCAGCAUGCCAUCCCGCACCCGUGCCUAUAGCUCGGCGAGCGAGGCCGCCCUGCAGAGCCUUAACAACUUGCAGCUGGCGAUCGCCAAGCUCGAGCGCCGCGUCAAGGAGAUCGAGUGGCAAGUCGCCGUGCACAACGCGACGGCGAACGUCCCAAAGAAGGAGCUCGUCGAGUCCAAGGACGCGAUCGCGCAAAUGUGCGGGAGCCUCGAUAAGCUUCAGUUCAACGGCGUCGAUGGCAUCAUCACAGCCGACUUGGUCACGGGCAAAGCCGACAUUCGCGACCAGCGCAAGCUGCUCAACAAGCAAUGCGAGUCGAUUCGGACCACGAUGCUUUCGCUGCACGCGCAGCUCACGAGCCACGUCGCCGCGACUGUGUAGUAAUGGUAGCAUCUAGAUAUGAUGCUCCGGAACGACGUCUCAAUUGUAUUCAAUGGCGUGUCAA